UUCACUCUUCAAAUAUUACAAGAACCAUGCUGAUGUUAUUAUUAAUAUUAUCAACAACAUUUGUUACAAAUUCUUUAGCACAAAUUCAACUUUUUGAGUAUCCAUAUUUGCAACCAUUGACAACCUUCCAAACAUCAAAGUUCUUAGGUACUUGGUAUCAAAUUUCACGAACACCAAAUCAAUAUGAAAUUGAUCAAAAAUGUUCAAUCAUUGGAUAUGCUUUACAUGAUUAUUCACCAUUGACUGCGUAUAUUGCUUCAACUGAUAUAAAAACUGGGGAACUUAGUAGAUUGCCAGCUUCAGAUACUGCAAGAGAAUUAUAUUUAGCACAAUGGGAUUUCCGGUAUCCAGCAAAUCUUGAAGCUAGUAAUGGUGUCACAUCAAUAUUGGAUACUGAUUAUGUUAAUUGGGCCGUUAAAACAUUGGUUCAACCAUCUCAAAAUAGACCUGGGUACGAAUUAAUUGUAUGGAUUUUAUCAAGAGAAAAAACACUUUCAAAAAUAUUUUAUGAACGUGCUUUGAAUGUUUUACGUAAAAAUAAUAUCCCAAUUGAUUCAUUGGCUUUAGUAGAUCAAAAUUAUUGCUAUAUAUCAUGAGUUUAUUAUGCAAGUAUUUAUUACAUAAUUUAAUAUAAUUUUUUUUUUUUUUUUGUAGAAAAUAAUAGAAUAUAU
This is a messenger RNA of Aphidius gifuensis, 671 nucleotides long. Its product is annotated as insecticyanin-A-like. The record is from RefSeq and is a predicted model, not a curated record. The transcript has 4 exons. NCBI's taxonomy places the organism in Eukaryota, Metazoa, Arthropoda, Insecta, Hymenoptera, Braconidae. The coding region runs from base 27 to 596 and encodes 189 amino acids. Gene Ontology annotation, molecular function: pigment binding.